Messenger RNA from Geodia barretti, 978 nucleotides. The record is from the annotation of a GenBank genome assembly. Lineage: Eukaryota; Metazoa; Porifera; Demospongiae; Tetractinellida; Geodiidae.
AUGCCCCUGCGCCAGUGUGAAACCGUUAUGAGAAAUCUCGCCAAUAAUGUUCGAAUUCACUAUCUAAGAAGAUGGUUUUCUUCGUCCGGCUCCUCCCUACCAAACUUCAUAGUUCGCACGACAGCAAGUGCCGACGAAACGAGAGAUAUCGUCGGCACGCGGGCCGCAGCGUGGGGAAGAAAACCCGGAGCUCUGGACUACGAUAUCUAUUAUGCCACCGACAAUUCGGGUUUCUACGUCGGAGAAUUGGACGGGAAACCGAUUGGGUGCAUGAUGGCGGUCAAAUUUUCUAAAAAUUUCGCCUUCCUCGGAAAUUUUAUGGUUGAUGAGCCCUACCGUGGCCAGGGCUUUGGUUCCACAAUAUUCCAGACGGGGAUUGCAUCUUUGCCACAAGAAUGUAAUUUUGUUUGUGAUAUCCACGAAGAGAAGAUCCCGCUAUUCGAGACACGAUAUGGGUACACAUUAGCAUGGAAGGCCAAACGUGUUAGUGUCAUUGCAUCAUCGGCAUUCGAUUCCAACUCCCCUUCAGUUAAAAUUUUCAGUGCCAAUGAAAUACCCUUGGCAAAAAUUUUGGCCUACGAUACCAGAUUUUUUAACUUUGACCGUCACUUGUUCCUAGAAAAAUGGAUUUCUGCCCCAAACUGCCAUUCCUUUGCAGCCAUUGACUCCAGUGGAUCGGUAGUAGGCUACUCGGUGGUACGUUCUACUCUUUGGAAAGAAAACGGAUGGAGGAUAAGUCCACUCUAUGCUGACAACGCUGAAAUAGCUCAUAGUCUCUACCAGGCUAUUUUCAACAAAGUUGCCUCUGAAGAUGGUCCAGCACAAGUAACAUUUGACGUUCCUUGCAUCGACAAGGAUAAUUUCGCCUCUUUACAACUUGCCCAUAAACUGUCUGCAAAAAUAGAUGAACACAUAGCAAGACAGUUUAGGUAUCAGGUUCCAUCAAACUUGCCACUUAGUGAAAUUUUUGUGACGUAG